Molecule: messenger RNA, 2085 nt
Organism: Paramecium tetraurelia
Lineage: Eukaryota; Ciliophora; Oligohymenophorea; Peniculida; Parameciidae
Exons: 2
Source: RefSeq, a predicted model, not a curated record
AUGAGUCUCUAAGUCUAUCAAGCACCACCAUCCCAACUUAUUAACUCCUAUCUGAUCACACUUAUAGAUGGAACUGGAUCUAUGGCUUAAGAGUAUGAAUAAGCAGUCAAAGCAUAUUAAUAAGUCUUCUCCUAUCUUGGAAAUCAGAAGUUAGAUUAUCAAUUCCAAUCUCAACUCUAUCCAAUCCUUCCCUAUGUUGGAGUCAAUGGAUGUGGAGGAAACAUCACAAAAACCUUCAAAGAAUUAUUUUCGAUACUCCUUAGUAAACAACACCCUGUCCCAAAAAACAUUACAAUAUUAUUUGUGAGUGAUGGCAGAGAAUCCUUUGAUCUUAAUUAGCUUCAAACUCAAAUCUAAGAAAUGAAGAAAAUAUAUAUGAUCCAAUUCAUUAGUUUAGCUGUAGGAGACAGAUUCCCUAAUGAAAUCAGCAAUAUCUUAAGAAACAAAAUUCAUAACCAUGAUCCUAACUUUUAAUCACUAUUUAAAGUUAAGAGACAAUAUACAAGUACUAAAGAAGUCAUCUAUUAAAAUUUUCUUAAUUGCUUUUUAUAAAUCAAACCAUUAAUCCAAGUUCAAGAUGGAAUCAUUCAAAUUAAUUAGUAGGUCUAAUAAACUCUUGUAUCCCCAUUGUCAAAUUAAGUAAUUGCAGGUAGUCACUUUUGUGCCAAAUCAGAUGGCAAACAAGAUAACGAAAUUUGUGCUGGACCUACUAAAUUACAACCCAAAACUACGGACAAAGAUAUCAAUGAAUUUAUCAUUGGUUCCUUAUCAUAAGCCAUCAAUGAUCAGAUUGCUAACAAAAAAAGAGACACUCAAUUAUUCAAAAAGAUCUCUGAAGCAGCCCCUCAACUUUUAAAGUAAAUAAAAUCAGUUGUAUCUACUCCAGAAGAACAAAGCAAAAGUCAAGAAGUUUAUUCAUUACUAGAUGAAUUACUAUCCUAAAAUUUAUAAUUGCAGACCAUGAGUGAGAAUCAAAUCACCUAAUUAUAACGAGGAUUAUUCGAUCAAUAAGUGUCUUUGAAUUAAAUUAUUAAUGUUAAUUCGCUCGAUAUUAAAAAGAAGAUUGUUACACCUGAAAUGUUAAAUGAAAGACUAGCAGAAUAAUAUCAAAAAUUAAUUGCUCCAGACACCUUUCAAGAACCAGAUAACUUAAAAAACUAAUAAUUAACUUUACUUGAUUCUACCGAAUUGAUUAUUAUUGAAACUCUUAAUAAUCACAUUUCAUAUAUUCAAAGCAAUCUAAAUGCAGAUCAUACCAAACUGUUAACGGAUUUUCUCACUUCAACAUAAGAAUCUCUAAUUAAAGUAUUUUCUGCUUCAGAUUUUAAAGUUGAAUAAGAUGAAUAAAUUGUAUCUUUCAAAUAGAUGAACAAUUUGUUCUAAUUAAUAGAUUAGACCAUCAAGAGAUUAAUUAGCAUUUAAAACUUCUUAGUUCUUGUGAAGAAAUAUCAAUAGAAAACUUAAGUUAUUGAAGGUGUGGAUGCAUCAAAUGCUUUGUUUUCAUCUAAUGAUGAUUAUAAAUAUUUACCAAAGGAACUGUAAAUUUUAUUAAAGGAAGGUUUAGAACUGGAAGAGGCUGAAAAAUGCUUAAUACUUAUAGUGGAUAUAAAUGAUUCAAUGAAGAAUGAAUCCUAAAUUGCUAUUGAAUCAUUUUAGACACAAUUUAAAGAUAUUCCAGAAAAAAAGAAAUAAUAAUAACAAUAAUAAUAAUAAUAAUAGUAAUAAUAUGAAAGCUUAUUAGAAUAAUUUAAAUAACUUGAUCAAUAGUAUGAUUUAUCUAAUAAAAGAAAUAGAAUUUGUGUAGUUACUGAUGGAUAAACUAAUUAUUAGCAAUUACAUAAAUCGUUUAAAGUUGUAAGGUUUCAUUAUUCUUUCUAAAUCAUUUAUUUAACUAUUGGAUCCUAAAUAAAUUCUAAAAUUGGAAAUGAACUAAAAUCAAAAUACUAAGACAGAAACAUUAGAGGAUGUCCUUUAUUGUUUAAUGUACCAAGAUCUAUUGUCUAAUCAACAUAAAAUACAUCUUAAAGAACGAAAGACGCAUUUAAUAGAUGUUUUGAAGAUAUUUACAAACAUUUUAUAAAAUGA